CGAUUGUUCUGAAUCGGUACGAAUCGAUGACUCGGUGUCGCUCUCUAAGAUCAGCUGUUUGUAGUGGUGGAGAGCGUGAAAGGAUGGUCACCGGUAAUAAGCGGCAUGGCCUUGCCGCAGCAGCGGCCACGACGCAGACGACGGAUCCCCUCGACCUGCUGGCUCUUCUCUCACACGAGAUCCUGUGCAAGAUAUUCGCGCACCUCUCCCUGCGCGAGGUGGUCUCCAUGCAGACGCUGUGCCGCAAGCUGAGGGAUGCCGCCACUCUCUUCCUGCGCGUCACGCCGUCAUUGGACCUGUGCGGGGGCCGGUGGUGGACGUACAUGCCUGCCGGAUUGACAGAUGGCCCUCUGUUGUCCCUUAUGUCUCACACCCCGGCAUUGGUGUGGUGUUACGGCCUGCACCCCUACAGUGUGAAUCCACGUCGGACGCGUGUGGGGGAUACUCUCAGCAUACCCGGGAUAACGCAGGCUCUGCAGGCCUGCCCUCGCCUUGCUGGCGUGGAAACCUCCCACCUCCAGGUUGCCGAGGCAAUCUGGAAGUAUCUGCCGCAUGUGGAGAUUUUGGGAAAAUUUCGGAACCGGAAUGGAGGUUUUCCAAUUCCAAGAGAAAACACGCUGUGUGUGCCAAGUGGAGCCAGGGUUCAAGCACUGCAUCUCGUGGGAGUGUCCAUACCAGAGCUGCCUUCAAUUCCCUCUCUGGUCUCCCUGCACCUCAAGUGGGUUCGCUUCACUAACCAGCAGCCCUUCAUAAACUUCCACUGCCCCAACCUCACUUCCUUCACGAUGAGCAACUGUGCAGGCCCCACCAGCUCCCCACGCUACGUCGCGCUGGUAACGGCUCUCGCCGCCGCUCGCCGCCUCACUCACUUGGAGCUGGUCCGCGUGCCGUUUCCCGGCGGGAUUUUCCAGCACAACGUGGAGGACAACAUCCGUUCAGGUGCGUUCCGUGCAUUGGAGUGCAUCGUGUUUGGAGCCUGCAAGUACGCCCUGGAGAUUGACCUGGGAUACCUGGCCAUCGCCUCUGCACAGAGCCUGGAAGAGGUGCGGAUGCAGCCGUACUUGAGCAAGGAUUGUGUGUUCACCGCCCUGAAGAUGGCCGCGAUGUCCUUCCCUCAGAUGGAGGAGCUGCACUUGGGCCACACAGAUGACUUCCAUAUGCAGACGUGGUAUACGCCCGACGAGCUGGUGGAACUGGGAUUGGCUGACGUGUCCGAGUCUCCGUGCACCCUCACCGACCUGGGAGUGAACAUGGCCGGAGAGGUGUUUCCCACCCUCAAGCACCUGAGCCUCUACAACUGCCCCCACCUCCAUUUGCCGCAGAGCUGGGUGACAAAUUUGGCUCCUUGGCGCAACCUGACGGAGCUGACGCUGACCAAGUGCCACGCAGUGCGAUUGGCCUCACUCGCCGGCCUCGUGGAGCGUCUGGGCAAUCUCAUGUACCUCACCCUCCAGGACAUGUUCAGAGAGCUACCCAGGGGCUGCGCUCGCGUCAACCUGAGCGCGGGCACAGGCAUCGACCUGCUCGCCAACAACAACAACCACCACGACAAUCGCGUGCCCGCUGAGCAACCGCCGCCGCCACCGCCGCCGCACCAGCUGCCCAACUUCGCGGGAGCGGAGCACGUGAGGAACGUGGCGGCCGCCGCCGCCGCUGCCGCCCCUCCCCCUCGCAACGGCAGGGACGACGACGGUGGCGGCGGCGGCGGCGGCGGCGGGGACGCCGCUGACGAUGACGCGGCGCCGGCGGCGGCAGGGGCGGCCGCGGCGCGCGGCGCUAACGACAACGAUGACGCUCUCUUCGCUUGGAACAUGGAGGUGGCCGUAGCGGCGGGGCAAGGCGACAACGCGCCGGCGCCGCCGCCUGCUGGCAGGAGGCACAUGGUCACCAGGAGGAUGGCACAGCAGUCCGGCCGUCUGUUCGCGGGUGCCUCGGGGAGAGGGCGAGAUGGGCGGGGUCUUGGUAGGAGCACAGUCACGCCGGACUGCUCACAGGUGCUGAAGCUGCGAUCCUCUUCCCUGCUCGGGGUCACACUGUUGGCCUGCGGGCUGUCCGACCUCAGCUUUGUCAGCUGUCCUCGCCUGCAGUUCGUGCAAGCGUCGCGGUGCCCCGUGCUGUGCCGCGUGUCGCUGGGAGCCGCGAGCGAGGGCACGUCGCGCCUCGUCGUGUCCCGCUGCCGCCACAUGUCUCCCGUUGACCUGAUGGUCACAGCGCUGCGGCUCCCUGCCACCGCCGAUCGCUACCUGUGCUUCACCAUCCUGACUCACAUGGCCCUGAUCGAAAUCGAGAAGGAGGCGUUUGCGUGCAAGCGUGCCUCCUACCUGGUCGUGCUGCACACGUUCAGCGACAUUCCUGACGUGCGCACAAAUACAUUUGUGUGCGAGCGCAUGGAGGCCCUGGCCAAGGCGCACAGGGAGCUGCUGCAGUUGCAGGGUUUGUCGAAACCUGCAAAUACGAAACCUCUGCAGAAUUGUCCAAAGAGUGGAAAGCGCAUCUUCCAAGGCAAAUUGGAGGGCGUAAACUACCGGCUAGCGACAGACUUUCCCUGGCUACAAUUUGUGAAGUUGGAAGAUGUCAACCCUAGCUGUGCCAUCCCAGAAGGCGUGCGUGAGAAAGUGCUGGGCAAGCUUCUGGGCCGGAUGCACUUCCCCACACACAUGGUGGUGGCUGUCCUGCAGCACGGAGUCCCGGCUGAAGAUGACUGACGUCCUCAGAGGGUGCGCGCUCAUCAAUGACGCUUGGGUUGAUGCGGAUAAAGCACCCGCAACCAAAAUGAUGAGAUAUUUAUUUUAAAAAUGCAAUGUUUGUAACUUAAAUGUAUAAAAAAACACGUACCUUGGCUUGCAUAACGUUUUCAAUUUUGUGGUUUCCAAUUUAUUGCUUGGAAAUAUACACAGCCCCCUAUACAUUUCCGCUUUUUUUUUAUUUAAACCAAAAAUAUAUAGCAAGAAAAUCUGACAUUUGCUGUUAAUGCAUUUUUUGCGUGAAUUUUUUUUCUAUACUUGUGUUUUACAUUCUGUAUACUGUACAUAUUACAAUAUAUCAUUUAUAUAGUCUUGUUUGUCAUGGGUUAAACCAACAAUCACGUGAAAAUAUCCAUGCACUCAAAUAAUGGUGUAUCAUCAACACAUGUUAAAUUUUGCCUGGAAUCGUAUAAAAUUGCACGCAUCUCUAUAGGUACGUGCAAGUGUGCUUGUGUAGAUAGUGUGGUUGUACAUCAGAUUUGGAUUUGUGCGAUUCUGCAUACGUGUACAUAUGCGUACAUAUGUUUGUUUAUGCAUGUGUAUUUCUGCAACUACGUAUGUAUAUGCAUGUACAUAUGCGUGCAAAUUUGUGUACAUACCGGCACGUUUGCAUACACGUGCAUACGUCAAAUGACACCGGUAUGCGAAGAGGGCAGGCAUACAUUCUCACAUUUGCGCGUGCACACGGCAAUACAACGGAGCCUAAAUACAACCGCGUCUCGAGAUGCCGUUCAAAACAGUGGGCGGGGGGAGGGAUUGCGACAUCGUAGGAACCGCUGCAAAAGGAAGGUAACAGAAAUGUUGCAUGAAAAGUUGCAUUUGAAAACACUGCGUAAAAGACGCGAGACGGGCGAGGAGUCGAAGGAAAGCUUUGACCGUGAACUUUAACGGAGUCCGCGCUACGGAUGACGCGGGAGUUAAUGUCAGGUUCCUGGAGCAGAGACGGGCUUCUAUUUGUUAAAAAGUGAUGCCAUUUCUAUUUGUUUCCCUCCAUGAAUUAAUGCUCGACUAAAACUAGCCAAUUUUUGUAAUUAUUUCUUAAAAUGUAAUUUAUAUGCAAUUUUGUUUGUGAAACAAUAUUUUUAAAUGACAACAAAUAACAGUGCUGUUUUAAAUUUUGAUUUAAAGCUUUCGUGACUGUAGUAAAGUCACGUUGAAGGGAUACAAUAAAAUAUAUAAAACAAUGAAAUUCUCACGACGCCUCGACUGCAACACAAGCAGUCAUCAGGUGUGAAAACCAACAUCUGAUGGUGACUGCUUGUGUUGCAGUAGAGGCCUUGUUUCCCUUCAACGUGACUUUACCGAAAGAGCCAAGAAUAUAGUGCUGUUUUAUUGCAUCCCAGCCAAAUCUCGCAUCACUGUUAUAACAAAUGACAGGUGAUGGUUCCAAGGUCAGAGCACUGAGAUAGCACUGCUGUAGUCCAUAGUUCAACUUUCAGCUGCGUGUGAAUAAAGCGAGGUUCUUAAAUGUGAUUCGAUGGUCUCAGCCCAGCUAGCCAAUAACAAAAAAACCCCAAUUAACUUGAGUUUUUGUACUUAAUUAAUUUGGGAAAACUCUGGCACUGAGAAGUAUUAGUCUUGGUUUGAGUGUCAUGCGAUGAACUUUAUUACACUGUAGCACAGUGGGUGUGAAUGUGGUGUGUGGAUUCGAGGCUGUGGCAAAAUUCUUAUAAAAUUCAUGAAACUGAGAAAAGUAAAAAACAGGUUUCAAGUUUAUUUUGUGUAAUCAGAAGAGGCCAGGACGAGUCUCAUUUGCGAGAGUGACCUGGGUCAACAUGUGACACCUUUUAUGAAAUUGGCUACAUUUUACAUAUUUCCCCCCAAAAUUGAAACUGCAGUGGUAAAACCCAACAGAACAUGCAAUGUUGGGCCAACGUUGGCCUGUGGUUGGAGCCGUUGAAUCAAUGUUGGCAAAAAUAUUCCAUGUUUACUGGGAAGCCAGUAUUUUAAAUAUGGCUUUAAAUAUUUUUUUGUAAAAAAUAUACUCGUCUUACAUUUUUUUCUCCCCCCCCCCCCCUCUCCAUUAUGCAAUAAAACUAGCAUUUGACCAUGAAAUUUCCAAAAGUUGGCUUUUAUUGCAUAUUGAUGCAAUGAUCACAAUAAUUUUCUUUAAAAAAAUAAAGUACGCUUUGUGUA
This is a messenger RNA of Petromyzon marinus (sea lamprey), 4880 nucleotides long. RefSeq names its product F-box protein 38 (gene FBXO38). Gene Ontology annotation, cellular component: cytoplasm; nucleus. The record is from RefSeq and is a predicted model, not a curated record. Lineage: Eukaryota; Metazoa; Chordata; Hyperoartia; Petromyzontiformes; Petromyzontidae. Gene Ontology annotation, molecular function: protein binding. Gene Ontology annotation, biological process: SCF-dependent proteasomal ubiquitin-dependent protein catabolic process; protein K48-linked ubiquitination.